AUGAGAGGUUCGCGUACGCCAUGUGCGGCAUGCAGGUACCUGCGUCGGAAAUGCGUCGAAACUUGUGUUUUUGCGCCCUACUUCUGCAACGCAGAAGGACCCUCUAAUUUCGCAGCCGUGCACAAAGUGUUUGGAGCCAGCAACUUCUCUAAGCUCAUCUCUCGUCUCCCUGAGCAUGACCGAUGCGACGCCGUACGAUCCCUCUGUUACGAGGCUCACUCUCGUCUCCGUGACCCUAUUUACGGCUCCGUCUCCCAAAUCUUCUCCCUCCACCAACAGGUUGUUAGUCUACAAGCACAAGUGGCCCUUCUUAGAGAAGAAGCUUCAAGGAAGUCCCGUCAAGAGGAGCAAGGGAAGGUUUUGGCUCAAGUUGUGCCCCAAGUAGUCUCGGACUUCAACCUUAACCAGAUGAGUGAUGUUGCACCAACGUCCAUGGAUCACAAUGAGACGCUUAGUAGCUCAAAUGAAUCUCUUAGCUUCCAGGAAGUGAUGUUUCCAUGGUCUCCAGUGACUUGA
Molecule: messenger RNA, 516 nt
Organism: Microthlaspi erraticum
Lineage: Eukaryota; Viridiplantae; Streptophyta; Magnoliopsida; Brassicales; Brassicaceae
Source: the annotation of a GenBank genome assembly